Molecule: messenger RNA, 2203 nt
Organism: Acanthoscelides obtectus
Lineage: Eukaryota; Metazoa; Arthropoda; Insecta; Coleoptera; Chrysomelidae
Source: the annotation of a GenBank genome assembly
AAUGGUAAUGCGCUUUAUUGGCGAGAUACGCGGCGAAGUGUACUAAUUUUAGGCAGUACGAUAGUAAGACGUCACUGUCUAGGUACACCUAUUGAUUAUAGGUCACGAUAAUACAAACCUAAAGCGCUGCCUAUACACCCGCUGCAAUGCUUCCCACGUAUCUUGUAGCGUCUAUCAGACUAACCAGUGUUUUGUUUUUCAGCCAAUGUACCUAACAGAUAUGCUAUGUGUCCUGUAUAUUUGAUAUGCUUUUUGAAUUCUCGCAAAGAUACACAUUACAUAUCGAGCCUAGUCAACGAAACAUUCAGGUAUUGCUUAGCUAUAUUAUUAAACACGAGAGAGUGCGAAGAGGAGAGAAGGUUAAAGCAGCAAUGUCAGUCCUUGCUCACGGUCGCCAGAAAAUUGUUUUCGCAUCUGGGCGACCUGAGCGAUCUUCUGAAAGAAAUAAUGUCAGAAGCGAGGAGACUGACGAAUGCUGAAAGAUGCUCGCUGUUCUUGCUGGAUCCUGAUCAUAUGCACCUGGUGGCUAAGGUGUUUGAUGGGGUCAGUUCAGCGGAGAAGAGCCAGGAGGUGCGGAUUGCCAAAGAUCAGGGGAUAGCAGGUCACGUAGCCGUAACCGGCAAAUUGCUGAACAUAAAGAACGCCUACAAACAUCCCUUGUUUUUCAAGGGCAUGGACGAAACAACCGGCUUCAAAACCCGCAACAUUUUGUGUUUCCCCAUAAGGGAUGAAGAUAAGAUUGUCGGGGUAGCACAGUUGUGCAACAAAACGAACGGAAAUUUCGAUUAUUUCGACGAACAAGUUGCUAACGCUUUUAGUAUUUAUUGCGGCAUUUCGAUCAUGCAUAGUUUGAUCUACAAGAAGAUCAGGGAUGCCCAGGCGAGGAGUCAGCUGUCCAACGAACUGAUGACAUAUCAUAUGAGGGUCCACGACCAAGACGUGGCAGACGUUCUUAUGUGCCCGAACCCGCACGAUUACCCGAACUUCGACGAUUUCAGUUUCACGCCAAGGAAAAUCUUGCACCGAGAAUUGCCUUGUUUCGUACUGAAAAUGUUCGAGGAAUUGAACUUCAUAGAAGAGUUCCGAAUAAAAAAAGACAUUCUGACGAGGUUUAUAUUGUACGUCAAGAAGGGAUACAGGGACCUGCCUUACCACAAUUGGUUGCAUGCGUUUUCUGUCGCGCAUUUUGCCUAUUUAUGCUUGAAGAAUUUCCAGUUGGUAGAAAAAGGCUACAUAUCAAAAUUGGAAGCUUUAGCGUACCUCAUAUCUUGCUUGUGUCAUGACAUAGAUCAUAGAGGAACGACGAACUCAUUCCAACAGCAGUCAGAUAGUGUGUUGGCUAGUCUUUAUUCUAGUGAAGGAUCGGUCAUGGAGAGGCAUCACCUGUCUCAGACGAUAUGCACCUUGAAUACUGAGGGCUGUAAUUUCUUGGAGUCCCUGAAUCGAGACGACUAUAUAAAAUGCCUUGAUCUUAUUAAGGAUAUGAUUUUGGCGACCGACCUCGCUAUACAUUACAGGAUACACUCUAAACAGUCAGCUAUGGCACUGGACGGCUACAAUAAGAAUAACGCCGAACACCGAUAUUUCCUGUGCAGCCUGUUGAUGACGUGUGCGGAUCUUUCAGAUCAAACUAAGGCUUGGCCCGAGAGCAAAAAGGUGGCAACGCUGAUCUACACGGAAUUCUUCACGCAAGGAGAUAUGGAAAAGGAGAUGGGAAAGGAGCCGGCCAAUAUGAUGGAUAGGGAAAAAGCGUCGAUACCCGAUCACCAGCUCGACUUUUUAACGCAGUGCUGUAUUUGUAUUUUUAAGAUAUUGGAAAUGAUAUUCCCCAAAGCGAAAGUGCUGGUGGACGCGUUGAAGAAGAACAUAUUGUGUUGGGAGACGUCAAAGAUGGUCUUCGAGAGGUUAGGUCUGGAGGGGAAAACGUCGUACGAAGUUUUAACUAGCGACGAAUUGGAGGCGCAAGUGCAGGCCACACUUGAAGUUAUACAGGGUUGAAUAUGUGUUAAACUAUUUUUAUUAUGAUAAGCAAUGAAUGUGUUACAAUACUGACAAAAGACGCGUGCGCAAUAACGUAUAAGUGAAACAAAAUGUAGAUAACCGCAGAAAGCUCAAAUCAAAGUAUAAAUGUAAUUUACUAAUAUCAAGAUGAUCUGUAUUCAGACAGUGAAAUAAACUGGUUGUUAUUUAUUUACCGUAUGAA